AAGAUCUUUUGACAAGUGAUAUUCUACCAUAUAUACAGCAAUUUGCUCAAGCAACAAUCAAAAAUCUUCAAGCACGUUUUCCUGAUUAUAAAACUACUAAUGCGUUUUAUAUUUUUGACCUGU
Racocetra persica is the source of this 123-nucleotide messenger RNA. The record is from the annotation of a GenBank genome assembly. Lineage: Eukaryota; Fungi; Glomeromycota; Glomeromycetes; Diversisporales; Gigasporaceae.